AUGGAUAGAAAACUAUCGUGGUGGUUUAUUAUUUAUAUAACAGCAAUUUUAAAUUUUUUACCUAAUUUGACUGAAUCACAUCUUCCAUUAAAUAUAAUAAGACAAACAUAUGAAUCAACAAAAUCAAUUGAUAAUAUCUCUCGAUAUCAAUCAACUUUUCCUACAUCUUUAAAAAAUGUUACGACAACAUUACAUUCAACUAUCAUCUUUCAAACUCUUAUAACAAAACCUAAUUCUUAUCUUUAUAAUCCUGAUGAAGAUGAUGAUAAUGAUGAUAAUGUAUUAAAUCGAAUUAAACGAGAUAAAAUUCCAUUUGUUUGUAAAGCGGAUGGUUAUUUUCCUGAUCGAGAAAAUUGUCGAAUAUAUCAUAUAUGUACAUCAGGUGUUGAUACAGCAGCUGUUUGUGGUGAAGGUACAUCAUGGGAUCCAGUUAAGAAAAAUUGUAAUUGGGAAAAUACCGUGCAAUGUAAAAAAGGUCUUCGUAAAUGGGAUCAAAUAACAGAUAUUCGAGGCGUGACUCUAUUUGCUACUGAUGCAGCUCUAGCAUGGCGAGCAAAAAAGAAAUCAACAACAACUAAUCAACCAAUUAAAGUUGAUUCAAAUUUUACAUGUGAAUAUGAUGCUGAAGGAUUUUUUCCUGAUCCAAAAUAUUGUCAUAUCUAUCAUUAUUGUGGUAUUGGUGCACAUACAGUACUAAAAUGUGCUGACAAUCUUUGGUUUUCAACAGAAUCACAAGGAUGUGAAUGGCCAGAUAAAUCAGAUUGUAAAGCUGGUCAUUUAUAUACAUCAUCAACAGCAGCAACAAAUAUGAUUGAUGGUGAUGGAAAUGCUGUUACAACUCCUCGUCAUUCUCGACCAACUAAUGUCUAUUUACCUAUUGAAUGUCCAAAAGGUCUUCAAGAAUAUUUUUCUGAUCCAUAUGAUUGUUCAGCAUUUCAUUAUUGCAAUGGUGGUAUCGAUAAACCUUCAUAUUGUGAUGCUGGUCUUUUCUGGGAUAAAAAACUUGGUUGUCAAUGGCCAAAAGAUGUGCCUCAUUGUCAACAUAAAUGUCCACCUAAUGGACAACGAUUACGCUUUGUAUCUACACAUAGUUGUUGUCAUUAUUAUGAAUGUAUCAAUGGUCAUUUAAAAGAACAAGUUUGUCCAUUACAUAAACUUUACUCUGUUGAAACGAAAAGUUGUGAAAAUUUUCAAGUUGUUCCUUGUGGUUCAAGAAAAAAAUGUAUCGAUCCUUGUGAUUAUGAUAAUUCUCCAUUAUGUGAAUUUAAACCUGUUUGUCGAGAUAAACCAAAUGGUAAUUAUGUUGAUCAAUAUCGACCAAAUUGUCAAUUUCAUUAUACAUGUCUUGAAAGUCGAACAUUUAAUUAUACAGCAUGUGAACAUGGUUAUCGAUUUUCUGUUCAACAUCAAAAAUGUUUACCUGCUAAACAAGUUAAAUGUUUAGGAAUUAAUUACAAUGAUCCAUUAUUAUUUAAAAUUAUUUUUUUUUGCCUGUUCCUUUUUAAAUUCUAUAUUUGA
Rotaria sordida is the source of this 1518-nucleotide messenger RNA. The record is from the annotation of a GenBank genome assembly. Lineage: Eukaryota; Metazoa; Rotifera; Eurotatoria; Philodinida; Philodinidae.